AUGGAAUUAAAGGUAUUAGCGGUUACGUUGUUAUUGGCCGUGAGCUGUAGCUGCCAAUACGAGGCAGAAAGUCAUCAACACGAUGAUGGGUGCUCUCAUCCACCAAAAUAUGGACCUAGCAAAUCUGAUUACACCCAAAGUCUUGUAUCUUACGCUCCUGCAGCACCCAAACCUGCUUACUUCAAGCCCAGCUAUGAAGCAGCAAGCUAUUCGGCCCCAAGCUACUCAGCCCCGAGUUACUCAGCACCGAGCUACUCGGCACCGGCCGUCAGCUACGCCGUACCAGAACCAAACUACGCAUCUCCGGCCGCACCAAAAUACUCUGCUCCUAGCUACUCGGCUGCCAGUUACUCAUCGGCCAGCUACUCGGCUCCCAGCUACUCGGCUCCGAGCUACUCAGCUCCGAGUUACGCAGUUCCUGACCCGAGCUACGCGUCACCAAGCACCCCAAAAUACUCUUCACCGAGCUACACCAACAAUUACAAGCCAGCAAAGGCUGCGUACUCUGCCCCAGCGUACAAACCAGCAGUAUACUCCACACCCAAAUACGAAGCCCCACAAUACGUGUCUAGCACCACCGAAUACACACCACAUGAAUACAAAGGCGAUUACAAACCAGCUGCACCGUACUCAGUGACUACCCCGAAAUGUGAAGACGCUGCACAACACGAAUACACUACCGCCGCACCAUCUUACUCGUACUCUCCAGCACCACAGUUGUACGUAAGCAAACCUGCCUACUCCCCAGCUCCAGCUGCAUACUCUGCAUCCAGCUACUCGACUCCAGCUCCCAGCUACGCUGUACCCAACCCAUCUUACUCUUCAGCAUCCUCCAGCUACUCCCAACCAAAAUACUCGCCAUCCAGCUACUCUUCAUCCAGUUACUCAUCAUCCAGCUACUCUACCGCCGCCCCGAGCUACGCAGUUCCUAGCCAGUCUUACUCACCAGCACCGGCCAGCUACUCUCAACCAAAAUACUCGGCACCGAGCUACUCUUCAUCCAGCUACUCAUCUUCCAGCUACUCCGCACCGGCCGUCAGCUACGCCGUACCAGAACCAAACUACGCAUCUCCGGCCGCCCCAAAAUACUCCCCGGUCAGCUACUCCACACCAGCCCCGAGCUACGCCGUCCCUGAACCAGUGUACGCAUCUCCAGCCGCACCAAAAUACUCCCCGGUCAGCUACUCCACACCAGCCCCGAGCUACGCCGUCCCUGAACCAGUUUACGCAUCUCCGGCCGCACCAAAAUACUCCCCGGUGAGCUACUCCACACCAGCUCCGAGCUACGCCGUCCCAGAACCAGUGUACGCUUCUGCACCAAAAUACUCUACUCCCGCACCCAAAUAUCAGCCAUCGAGCUACAACUCGUACUCGAGCAGCAGCUACAAGGCCGCCAAGCCCGAAUACUCUGCACCAGCACAUAAGUCCAUAGCAUACUCUACUCCGUCAUCGUACGUCGAAGUCGCCCCACCAAAAUGUGACGAGCAUGAACAAGAAUACGUUACCAAAGCUCCGUCUUACGAUUCCAAACAAUCGUAUGCCAAAGCUCCAGCAUACUCGCCGGCCGCGUAUACGUCAUCGAAACAAUCUUACUCGUCCUCUCCAAUCGCCGUGUACUCUCCAGUCGCUUCUUACGGCCCAGCCCCCGAAUACUCUGCCGCUCCCAGCUACUCAGCCCCUUCGUACUCCGCUUCCCAGAGCUACCAAUCGGCAUCGUACUCUGCUGCCGCCCCAAGUUACCCAUCACUGUCAUACGCCCCUGCACCUGCCCCAGCAUAUGCCCCAGCAGCUCAGUCAUACGCACCAGCAGCCCCGUCAUACGCACCAGCAGCCCCGUCAUACGCACCAGCAGCCCCGGCAUACGGACCAGCAGCCCAGUCAUACGCACCAGCUAAGACGUACGCGAGCUACGUCACACCGCCAAAAACCGGGCCGACCAAGAACGUUGUAAACACCCACUUGGAAAAUUACGAUGAGAACCCAAGAUACGCCUACGAAUACAGCGUAGACGACUCGUACACAGGUGACAAGAAGAGCCAAAAAGAAGAACGUGAUGGUGAAGUCGUGAAAGGAGAAUACAGCCUUGUCGAGCCGGACGGUUCCAUAAGGACAGUCACCUACUACGCCGACUGGGACAACGGAUUUUUCGCCAAUGUCUCCAAGACCCCAGCAGCAGGAGCUAAAUACUAA
Messenger RNA from Macrosiphum euphorbiae (potato aphid), 2190 nucleotides. The record is from the annotation of a GenBank genome assembly. Lineage: Eukaryota; Metazoa; Arthropoda; Insecta; Hemiptera; Aphididae.